CGUCGAUUUUCCAGCUCUCCAAUCUGCGCAGAGAUGUCAUCUAAAUUCCCAGACGUUCAAGGAGGAGGCUCAUUAAUCCUUGCCUGGCAAGCAAAGAGCAAGAAUAUCCUCGUAGUAGGCGGUGGAGAGGUUGCUGCCGGCCGCAUUCUUCAUGCCCUCAAUGCUGAUGCCAAAGUAACUGUUGUAUGUCCAGCUUCAGGACUCAAUGAAGAAGUGGCCUAUCGAGUUUCCCAAGGCCAAGUCAUUCACAUUGCUCGACCCUUUGAGCCCACAGACUUAGACGGAGCGGACAUGGUACUCUGUGCUAUCGAUGACCCGGAAGCCUCAACCCAGAUCUGGAAACUCUGUAAGGAGAAACGAAUUCCAGCUAAUAUUGCGGAUGUCCCUCCCGAAUGUGACUUUUACUUCGGCAGUGUGCAUCGUGAUGGCCCGUUACAGAUUAUGGUGAGCACGAACGGGAACGGGCCGAAGCUGGCGAGUAUUGUGCGGAAGAAGAUUGCAGAGACCCUACCGAACAAUACGGGUGCUGCGAUUGAAAAUGUUGGGAGGCUGCGGAAGAAGCUGAGGGAGGUUGCGCCUAGUCCACAUGAAGGUCCGAAGCGGAUGAAGUGGAUGUCUGGGGUUUGCGAGUCGUGGAGUUUGGAAGAUCUGGUCCAAAUGGAUGAACGAGAUAUGAUAGGACUACUUGCUCAUUACGAAUCUGGCAAGAUCCCAAGUUUCGGUGAGGUUCGAUCUAAUAUGCCCGCUUAGUGAGAGUGAAAAAAAAAAUUCAAAUGAUUGUUGUGAUGGGAUCGCAGAUGAGUUCCUUUACUAUCUGUGUGAAUUCUUAAAUAUUUCUUAUUGUUUGAUACCAUCAAUAGACCGCCGGUUCCUGGGUAUGUAUGUAUCGAAGUUUUGAUUGGGACGGCUGGUAACACUGAAAACUUUCCGAGCUCUGAUAUUUUGUACAAUACAUUCAUAUAUAAAGCCCAGCUCGCAUCGGGGAAUUCAAGGGUUCAAAACAGAAAAGACAACAUUCCAGAUCGGCUAAUUCUACAUUCAAUAU
Aspergillus ochraceoroseus IBT 24754 is the source of this 1045-nucleotide messenger RNA. RefSeq names its product bifunctional precorrin-2 dehydrogenase/sirohydrochlorin ferrochelatase MET8. The record is from RefSeq and is a predicted model, not a curated record. Gene Ontology annotation, molecular function: precorrin-2 dehydrogenase activity; protoporphyrin ferrochelatase activity. Gene Ontology annotation, biological process: siroheme biosynthetic process. The coding region runs from base 34 to 750 and encodes 238 amino acids. The transcript is spliced from 3 exons. NCBI's taxonomy places the organism in Eukaryota, Fungi, Ascomycota, Eurotiomycetes, Eurotiales, Aspergillaceae.